Messenger RNA from Paramuricea clavata, 2572 nucleotides. NCBI's taxonomy places the organism in Eukaryota, Metazoa, Cnidaria, Anthozoa, Malacalcyonacea, Plexauridae. The record is from the annotation of a GenBank genome assembly.
AUGCGACAACAACCAAUCAGAGUCAAGUGUCCAUUUGCUGAUUGUGGCAGAGAAUUCCAUCCAAAUUCCCUAUCUACCCAUAUCAAGGCAAAACAUGAUGCAGAUGAACGAAAGAGAGUAGAGUCAGGAAGAUACUUGAAUGGAACGUGUGUUGACUAUGCAAAUGGGAUUUAUUUAGUUCGUAAACAAUUUCGAGGAACUGAUCAUCCUGUUCAUUGCCAGUUCAAGACUUCAUGUCCUGCCUCUGUGGUGUGUAGUGUUGAUACUUGUCGCCAACUAAGCAGUACCGCUUCUAGAAGUGGUCAAGCAAAUUUCCUGUGUGAUCAUCUUAAGUCCACACAGUUUAUAUGCCCUUCUGUUGUUGCUCAUCACUUACAAGAAGAUUCUCUUAAUUUUGUUGUUGAUACUUUAAAAUGGUUGAAGCUUGAACGAAAGUCAGAAUGUCUGGAGUGGCAGAAGGAAGCUGCACAUGACAACGUUCCACUAGUUGUUCAAAUGCCUCUUGCACCGGAAUCUUCUACUCGUUUUUACCAUUUUUCUGUAUUUGCCAAAAUCAAGAGAGAUCAUUAUUGGUCUUUUUGCAAAUGUGUGGUGGUUUCGUUUGACAAAGAAAACUCCUCCUUUCACUGCAAGUGCUGCUCUGGUCGUCGCUCUUGUAUGCAUAAAUGCAUUGCCAAGUGGGCAUUGCACAGUGGCAUCCUUCAGUCAUUCCCACAUCUACAACAUUGCAGAUGGAUGAGGAGAUCGGCGACACCCAAGAUUUCCCUACUGCAACUGACGAAAAUGUCGCUGAUGAGCACUCACCUGGCAAUGGCGAGAAUCUUCCCAUUCCAAGCACAAUGUUUUACCCUCCAGCUGGAAACGUUGCUCUCAACUUUGUCAAAUACUUGUUGGAUGAGAAGAAAAUCCCUCCGCAACUCCCAUUGGCAUUAACAGUUCAAAAAGAAAAUUUUGAUAAAAGGUAAUUAUGUCUAAUGCGCAAUAAGGUAGUACAUACAAGUUCAUGUAAUUUUGACAUGCAGUAUGAUCUUUUACGUUCCUCAAUUUGUAGGUUUACUGUCGUUCCAAUUGAAGUGUUCCUCAAAUAUUGAUUCAAUACAUUACCUCAGGCUGACCAAUUCAUUUGAUCAAGUUCCUCGAAAUAUUCAUACACUUCCUAGUGUAAUGGAAACUUCCUGCUGAAUAGUUUGAAUGCACCAAUCACCUUUGUUGUUUGUGCAACUAACCAAUCAUAAAUAGAAAGGAAGUGACCAAAAAUGAUCAAAUUCUUGGAAUUGGCUCUUUCACAGGAAGUGUAUGAAUAUUUCGAGGAACUUGAUCAAAUGAAUUGGUCAGCCUGAGGUAAUGUAUUGAAUCAAUAUUUGAGGAACACUUCAAUUGGAACGACAGUAAAUAUAAAAAAAUGUUUAGCUCAUUACUCGAUAUAAAUCGUUUCUAUUGCUUUCUAGUUAUAUCCCGACAGAGACCAAUUGCUUCUAUUGUAAAACCCAACUGACAGAGCCAUACUGCAUCACACAAAACGCUAAGCUAGUGACACUUAAAGGAAUUAUUGAAGGUACGUAAUUAUAAUAUAGCAUUUGUACUUUCUGUGAUGAUAUAACGCAAUUUCAAAACGGAAAUUUAUUUCCUAGUGUUAUAAAAUAAUUAUAAAACAUCUUUCUGCAUUGGUAUCGAGUUAAACAUAUAUGAUAACCACGAGUGCAAGUUUGAAGUUUUCAUGUAAUUUGGAGAAUAUCCAUGAAAUAUGUUCUAUAUUUCUUUAAGUACUAUUUAAAAAACGAGCAGGAGUGUUUUAUUAGGUUUAAAGCCACGAGCGUGCAGCGCGAGUGGCUUUAGACCUAAUAAAACACAACCUGCGAGUCUUCAUAUAAAAGAUCUUUCUCAGAUCUUUCUCAGAUCUCAGAUCUUUAUAUAAAAAUCUUUGUAUAAAAAUCUUUAUAUAGUUUGCAUAACAAUGGUCUUUUGUUAAAGUGUUCUUUAGCUGGUAUAAAGACGUGUGCACGUGACUUAUUUCUAACUCAAGAUUGGAUAAUUGCUUCAUGAAUUAUUAAUGAGUUUUUGAAUAUUAAUUGUAAUUUCUUCUUUCUCAGGAAUUUCUUUAUAUGUAAAGUUUUGUAACAACUGCAAGCUUCCAUAUCGGUAUCAAGAAUUUGCUGAUGGUGUUCACAAUUUUAAUGACAAUUGGCUUCUAAGUUAUGGAAUAUGUGAUAUGAUCAGAAAGCAUCUCCAGGUAUGAAAUAUGCGGUGUGUGAUCUUCUUAAUUGAUUCUCAGUGGAAGUGAUUUGCAGUGCCAAAUAGUCUUUUGAAAAUUAACGGGUUUGAAUUUAAAUUAUAUAUAUAUAUAUAUAUAUAUAAAUAUAUAUAUAACAUUCCAAUGUUUUCUUAGGUUCACAAUGCUGUAAGCCGAACAGUAGAAGCAAUCGAGAACUGGCUGCAGUUGCGUCCGUAUCAUUUACCGCGUGGCCCAAUGCUGAAUGCCUACCUUCAUUUUGAGGCCCUUUCAGAGCACAGCUAUGGUUUUUCAUGUCUUAUGUGUGGUCACUUUCCUCCUUUGCUAACUUUAGAUGCAUGA